UCUGAAGAUGGCAUCUGAGCCAGAAAGUUUGGAAAGGAUUUUGGAGGAGCACCUCCCAGCUGAUAAGCUGCAAACAGUUAAUCGUAUUUUGUAUGGUGCAUCUUGUAGGGUCCUUGCUCUUCCUGCCGAGUGUGGUGCCUUAGGAGAGAAUGGUAACUUUGAGGUCAAAGGUUAUCAGAUAGGUGCAGGCCAGGAGCAGCUGCGUUCCCCUCGUCUAGUCCGUAUUGGCUUGAUACAGAACAAGAUUGUGCUUCCAACCACUGCACCCGUUAAAGAACAGAAAGAUGCCAUUCACAAGCGAAUUGCAGAAAUAGCGGAGGCUGCUGGUAAAGCCGGUGUCAAUGUUCUUUGUAUGCAGGAAACCUUUGGAAUGCCCUUUGCCUUCUGUACUCGAGAGAAGACACCUUGGACAGAGUUUGCUGAGUCAGCUGAAGAUGGCCCUAGUGUGCAGUUAUGCCAAGAGUUUGCCAGGCGAUACAACAUGGUAGUCAUCUGUCCCAUACUGGAAAGAGAUGAUGUUCAUUUUGGAACCAUCCAUAACGCAGCAGUUGUGAUCUCCAAUACUGGGAAGGUACUUGGAAAAAGCAGAAAGAAUCACAUUCCCAGAGUAGGGGAUUUCAAUGAGUCUACCUACUACAUGGAAGGCAACACAGGCCACAGAGUGUUUGAAACCCAGUUUGGUCGUAUUGCCAUCAAUAUCUGCUAUGGUCGUCAUCAUCCACUGAACUGGUUGAUGUAUGGUCUUCAUGGAGCUGAGAUUGUUUUUAAUCCUUCUGCUACUGUAGGAGCACUCAGUGAGCCAAUGUGGGGGAUUGAGGCUAGGAAUGCUGCCAUUGCUCAAACAUAUUUCACAGCAGCCAUCAAUAGAGUUGGAACGGAGAGCUUCCCAAAUGAAUUUACAUCAGGAGAUGGAAAGAAAGCUCAUAAUGACUUUGGACACUUCUAUGGUUCAAGCUAUAUAGCUGCACCAGAUGGAAGUCGAACCCCAGGAUUGUCGAGGACUAGAGAUGGUCUUUUGGUGACUGAAAUAGAUCUGAACCUGAUCAGACAAGUCAGAGAUAAGUGGGCUUUCCAGAUGACAGGUCGAUAUGAGAUGUAUGCUGAAGAACUUCCCAAGGUGGUUGCUCCAGACUUCAAACCAAAUAUCAUCAAGGAAACUGAAUGAAACAUUCUGAAAGACCUUGUUACAUUUAUCAUUCCACUUAUAAAAUAGAGUAUUCUAUAAAUAGACAAUGUAUAUGGGUUGAUUAAAUGUUCACAAAAGAUUUUUGUAUUUCGCCAUGAUGGAUGCUUUUGAAAUUCAGCAUAUUUCCAAAACAACAUGAGUAUGUAAUAUCAUGUUCAGUUAAGCUUUUGUAUCACUCUCUAUAAUCAUGCAUGAGGCAUGAUUAUUUUCAUGUUUAUAUUGAUUCAAAUUAUAUAGAUGUAUAUCAUUCUUGAAUAGAAAUCAUGCUGCUUGCGUAACAGUUAAGUUUAAGAAAGAUAAAAGGAAGUACAUGUAUAGAAAAGCAAAGCUCAUAAUGCUUGAUUAUAUUUUCUUCAUUUCAAAUGAAAUGGAUAU
Molecule: messenger RNA, 1561 nt
Organism: Lytechinus variegatus (green sea urchin)
Lineage: Eukaryota; Metazoa; Echinodermata; Echinoidea; Temnopleuroida; Toxopneustidae
Gene: upb1
Product: beta-ureidopropionase-like
Exons: 14
Coding region: 8-1165 (385 amino acids)
Molecular function (GO): beta-ureidopropionase activity
Source: RefSeq, a predicted model, not a curated record